AUGGGAAACACUGGGGCGACUGUGGAGGAUCUACAAGCUUGUGAGAGUCAUCAUUGGUACAGAAAAUUCAUGACCGAGUGCCCAUCUGGACUUCUCACCUUUUACGAGUUCAAGCAGUUCUUUGGCCUGAGGAACCUGUCGGAUACGUCUAACGCCUACGUUAGGACCAUGUUUACAACGUUUGAUAUGAAUAAUGAUGGCUUCAUUGAUUUCAUGGAGUACGUAGCCGCUCUGAGCCUGGUGCUGAAGGGAGGAGUGCAGCAGAAGCUCCGCUGGUACUUUAAACUGUAUGAUGUUGACGGGAGCGGCUACAUCGACCGUGACGAGCUGCUGCAGAUAAUUAAGUCCAUCCGUGCAAUCAAUGGGAUUCCUUGUGUGAUAUCAGCAGAGGACUUUGCCAACAUGGUGUUUGACAAGAUUGACAUCAAUGGAGAUGGUGAACUUUCCUAUGAAGAGUUCAUGGAUGGGGUUCAGAACGACGCCAUGCUGCUGACUACACUAACAGAGAGUUUGGACCUCACACACAUUGUCCAAAAAAUCGAAGGAGAGAUGAAGGCCAAAGUAUAAUAUCUCAAACUUUAUGGACUCUAAAAUAUACAUUUUCGUAUAACUGUGCCAGAGCUGAAGAUGUGGGUUCACGAUAACCCACAAAUCAUCAGGACAAAUGGGUGUGGACUAAACUCUGGGUCAUUGUCAAAGUGCAGCACGGUCGGUUGUACUGUUUUGGUUUUUCCUCACAUAUUCAUGAGCCGGCGAAGACUUUCCUUCUCCCCCAAAUAUUAAACUUGCAUUCAAUGAAAGGACACAAACUUUAAAAAUCAGUUCUCAGGAGCAUCCUCUGCUGGACUGCAGCUGAAAUGACACACUAAAUGAUUUCCCUCCAAUGUGCAUUAGGUGCCAUUAUUUCCAUUCAUUUUAGCCAUCGCAUGCUGUUUGACAUUAAAUACAUGUUGAACUUUAUGUGUUUAGGUAAAACCUACUAUUCAGACACCCAUUGACUUCCUUUAUAUACAUAUAUACUUUAUAUAUAUUGAAAG
Molecule: messenger RNA, 1037 nt
Organism: Sebastes umbrosus (honeycomb rockfish)
Lineage: Eukaryota; Metazoa; Chordata; Actinopteri; Perciformes; Sebastidae
Gene: guca1ab.2
Product: guanylyl cyclase-activating protein 1
Exons: 4
Coding region: 1-567 (188 amino acids)
Biological process (GO): positive regulation of guanylate cyclase activity; visual perception
Cellular component (GO): cone photoreceptor outer segment; photoreceptor inner segment
Molecular function (GO): calcium sensitive guanylate cyclase activator activity; calcium ion binding
Source: RefSeq, a predicted model, not a curated record